Messenger RNA from Mus pahari (shrew mouse), 4327 nucleotides. RefSeq names its product tRNA methyltransferase 9B (putative) (gene Trmt9b). Gene Ontology annotation, cellular component: nucleus; cytoplasm. The record is from RefSeq and is a predicted model, not a curated record. NCBI's taxonomy places the organism in Eukaryota, Metazoa, Chordata, Mammalia, Rodentia, Muridae. Gene Ontology annotation, biological process: tRNA wobble uridine modification. The transcript is spliced from 5 exons. Gene Ontology annotation, molecular function: S-adenosylmethionine-dependent methyltransferase activity; tRNA binding. Bases 433 to 1776 code for a protein of 447 amino acids.
UCCUCUCCCUUUCAUUCUCACGCUCCUAGGCCGACCCGUGGAAGUUGCAUCCUGGAUAGCCGGGGCUGCGCUGCUGAAGAGCUCCGAGCCAGUGCUUGGCCGAGCCUCCCGCCCGGAUCCCGGGCAAAGACCGCCCAAAACACUGUGCUGACCUUCGUCUGCACCGUUCUAUGGUGACCCGGUCUCCGCUGCCCGAGUUGUAGCCGCUCUGCACCCCCAGGACUGCCAGAGCACCCGGGAUCUGCAAGCCUGGGGCCUAGAUUCUCUUCAGAGACUUUGUGAAGGGCAAAGGCUCGCUGACUUGAUUCCCUCUUCUUCCAUUUGUGUUAUAUAUUGAGAGAGCCCCAAGGAGUAACCGUUCACUCUGAGAAAAGAAACCACCGUGAUUUACCAAAACAAGAAAUAAUCCAGGUGAUCACAAAAUGAGUCAGGAUGGAUCCUGAAGCUGCGCAGCUGGAGAAGCGGCAUGUGCACAGUGUGUAUGAGAGCACUGCCCCCUACUUCACUGACCUGCAGAGCAAAGCCUGGCCGCGCGUCCGCCAGUUCCUGCAGGACCAGAAGCCAGGCAGCCUCGUCGCAGACAUCGGUUGUGGAACUGGAAAGUAUCUUAAAGUGAAUAGCCAAGUCCAUACUCUGGGCUGUGACUACUGUGGGCCUCUGGUAGAGAUUGCCCGGAAUAGAGGGUGUGAAGUCAUGGUAUGUGACAACCUUAAUCUCCCCUUUAGGGACCAGGGCUUCGAUGCUAUCAUCUCCAUAGGAGUCAUACAUCAUUUUUCUACAAAAGAGAGAAGAAUUAGAGCAAUAAAGGAAAUGGCCAGGGUCUUAGCUCCCGGAGGUCAGCUGAUGAUUUAUGUGUGGGCAAUGGAACAGAAGAACCGACACUUUGAGAAACAAGAUGUGCUUGUGCCAUGGAACAGGGCACUCUGUCCCCGGCUGCUGUCAGAAUCCCACCAGUCAUGGGGACCUCAGUGUGAGCAUCCCACAAACCAAGGCUUCCAGGGUCCCGGUUCCGUGUGCGGCUGUGCGGUGUGUUUUAAGGGCAGAUGUGAUUCCAAACGAUCCCACAGCAUGGACUAUGGGUCUGCGGUGGCCAGAACCUGCUGCGAAGCCAUUUCAAAGGAAGGCGAGCAAGAGAACGGAUUGUAUAGCAAUUUUGGAAAAUCCUUUCGCUCCUGGUUUUUCUCUAGGUCUUUGGAUGAAUCAACCCUGAGGAAGCAAAUGGAAAGAGUCAGGCCCAUGAAAAUCCCAGAGGGUUGGGCCAACAGCACCGUGUCCCAACAACCUUCCAGACACUCCAGCUUAGACUUGAACGUUCAGGAGACAUUUUCAACAAAAGGACCGAACUUAGAUGAGGUGUUCGUAGACACAUCUUCUCAAAGACACUUGAGCUGGCUGGGAACACCUGGCACGUCAGACAACUUCAGCGGACACAAGGGAGGAGAGAGCAGGAGAAAAGAGGGGAGCGAUUUUCUGGACAUCACUGAUACCGGGGACAGUGUGACUGCAAGUAAUGGCAGUGAUCCUUCUGCCAGAAAAUUAUUAAGGAGGGUUUCUGCAUUCGACUCCAACGAUUCCAACUCAGAAGACCCAAGCUUUGUGGAAGAGCAACGGGAUGCCCCGGAUUCCAAAGCCUUCAUGCGUUACUACCAUGUAUUUCGGGAAGGCGAGCUGUCCAGCCUGCUGCAGGAGAGUGUGUCUGAGUUGCAGGUUCUGAGCUCCGGCAACGACCACGGUAACUGGUGCAUCAUCGCAGAGAAAAAGAGGAGCUGGGAUUAAACGCCAUCGCUCAAGGCUGCAGUGGUGGCCCAUCAUCUGUUCAACGGGGCUGGUGUGGCUGCCAGAAGCAGCAUCCUGUUUCAUUGUUUUCAAGUCCAGGUACAAGUUCAGCACUUUGACCGCAUCUUCCUAAUUGUUGAGUAAGCACGAAGACUGGCACUUACCGCGUCUGCUACAGGAUCUGCCUGCUGAAGUUUCAAUAAAAGAAUCUGAGGAAGCAAUAGGAACUGAAUUUAAGUGCAGGCUUGAUCUUCUUCCUCCCAGUGAUGAAAUUAUUAUAAUAUGUGUAUGUCAAGUGUCAGUAUUAUCUUUUGGAUUUUAAAUAUUCUGCUGUUUAAACAUACCCGUUAAAAGCAGUUUUUUUUUUUAAAAAAAAAAAUAAAUUGUGUUGGUUCUCAGAUAAUUACUUAGAUCUCUGUGGAAGGAACAAGGACACCUAUUCUGUCACUGGGAGUGGGUUUGUGGCCUGUUGUGGGGGUGUCUUGUUUCCUGACUUUGUUGCUAACUACACCAAGCCUUCUAGUAUUGCCCAGACUCUCUAAAUUACAUGCAAACAUCGUUCGAGAUGAGCGAUGUUAAUAAUACUGUCUUCAGUGUUGCUCUGAAGCUUUUUAAAGGAGCCGUUAGCAGAGGGUUAGGGUUAGAGCAGGCAGCUCACAUGCCGCAGAAUAAGCCUAUAUCCACAGUACCACAGAUAGAAGAGAAAAAAAAAAACACACUGUUAGCACGCGGAGGGUGUUACAUGUAUAGGAGAUGUUCUGUCCUCUGGUGACAUUUUUUUCCCCAAAGGUACUAGGAGCAUAAAUAGCCAACUGAGGUUGUGCCAAAAUUACCCAAAGAGUUUUCAACUAGGAAAUGCUCACUUGAGUUAUCUGAGUCUAAUUGGAGCUGUUUUUACUUUGCCUGGGCGGGCAGAUCUGGAAAGUGUCCUGUAUUUAGCCUUAUCAGACACAAGAUGGGGACUUGCUAUUGCAUGCCAUGGCAUUCAUUCCCUGGAAGGUGACCACAUUAGACCGUUAUAUCAACCAUCGGGACAGAAUUGAAGCUUAGCAACUCUACAGUGCAAUGAUUCGACUGGGCACUGUGACAAUCCAUGCUUUUUUUUUUNUUUUUUUUCUUUUUUUUUUUUUUUUAAGACUAAACCAUGACUCUGAUUAAUUCUAUGUCGGGGAUACCAAGGAACAAUUAUGAAGGAACUAGAGACUAGACUUGGGAGAAACAAAAAUAAGUUGGCCACGGAAUAUGGUUCCAGAUAAUUCGUUAACAAGCAGAAAAUCAAAUAGUCAUUGUGCUUUCUGGGCCAAUAUAAUGAUGAAGAUUAGAUUCAAAUCCAAUCUUCAUUUUAUUUUUUUCUCCCACUACAAAAUUAACAAAAAAAUUGUAAUGGAUCAUAUAUUUAUUUGGUGUUUAUCCUCUUCAGAGAUUUUGUUUGGAGCUUAACAAAAAGGAAGCUACUUUUGAAGACAAAUUCAAAGGUGCUUUGAAAAUGCAAAAUGUGUCUUUUAACCUUUCAAAGUGUAUCAGAUAGUCCCUGAAGUUCUUCAAGUCAAAUUUCCAUCUCCUCACCCCUGUGGUGGAAGUGGUCUUGUACUUUUUCAUGUACAUUUUGUACAGGGAGACAUGAAAAUAGACACCGGGGGUGAAGCAUAAAUUAAAAUCUACUGUACCUUCCGCUUUUCCAAGAGAAGAUAUUAAACUGUAUGUGCAGUGGCUUCCCGGGAGAAACGAUGACUUGGAACUAGUUAGCAGCGAUGACCUCUUUGUUAUGGUUUUCCCCUUCCCUGAGGUCUGUGUCACUUUUACUUCGCUUUGCUGCCAGAUGUCUGAGCCUGACAUCACCCUGAUUGGAAUGUGUCACUUAAAGCUUGUUAUGUGGAACCCAGUUCAUUAGGCUGUGCUGGGAUGCUGUACCAGCUACUAUGUCUGAACAAGCUCAUAAAAUAAACACACACCCCACUUUGUAUUUAAAGCCCUUUGGGAUGGUUAUUGGGAGGCAGAGAGAUUUCUCAUACAGCAUUGACAGGGCUGUGAACACCAGAAACAGCAGCCUUGCUAAGUGCAGGAAUUCUAUGCAUCCAGAUGUUUUGGUGUAUGUUCAGCAAAAUCUGUGGCUGGUAACCUUUCCUUAAGGGAUCCCUAUGAAAAGCACUCCAUCUCCAUCAUUUAAAAGCUUAUUCUUCUUUAGGACUGUCCUGAGAAGGAAACCCAAGUCAUAAAUGCAUACAAAUGGAGACAUUGUGCGACCAUCAGUCUUAAUCAGCUAGUCAGCAGACUUCACUGCUCUGUCUAAAGCGAUCUGAAAACCUUUACCACUGUUAAGACAAAAUGAUGUUUUUCUAGAUCCUUCCUGGCAUCAACACAGAGUCCCACUGCCUGACGGAAGCAAAAGUUCAGGGAACUUCUUAGAUAAUUGUUAGAAGUUGGACGAGUGGUACCUCCCUGGCUUGUGUGUGUGGAGCUUUGUGGAAACAGACAAAUGAUUUGGGGGAGGGGAGCGUGCAUUGACAUAAACAAAAGAUAAAAAUCAAAAUAAUAUUUUCCUGGGGGGCAA